AUAUAUUGCACCACAAAUCAAAAUUAAGGAACAUGUUACGUUUAUGUUACAUCAGCUGUCAGCUGGUCAACCGUUAGGAUCCUAUAAAACAGUGGUUAUGGCUGUUGCCGUUCAGUUUAAACUGAAGUGAAAUAAACAAAUAUUAUUUUUGGCAAGAAAAUAUAUGUUCCAUGGUGUCCUCUGCUUUGUGACAUAGUGGGAAAAUACAAGAUGGCACCGAAAGUUUUAUUUAAAUUUACCAUGCUAUAAAAAGGCCAAUUGGAUCCUGUUUCAACUAAAGAAAUGAAAUGUGAAAUAUUGAUCUCGAAAUUUCGUACAUUUGUGUAUGCACAGUGGAAAAAUCAACCAGGCCCGUGCGCAAUUGUUCCCAAAACAAACUUAAAAUGGAUGUUGUAAAGGCUGUUCCUGAUCUCAGUACCAUGGAGAACGCUGUAACGAUUAACGAGAAUGAAAAAUCCAACACUGAGUUUCGUCAUAAGAGACAACGGAAAGAUUUCCUGUCUCUUGUGAAGAACAUUAUGAAGGAUUCUGACAACCAGGCUUAUCUUACUUACGAUGAGGGAAAUUUAACUACAUUCCCCGUGACUGUAACACCUAAUAAUGGAGUAUACGCUUAUCAUUCAUUCGAAUUUAGAGUUGACAUACCAGUAAAAUAUCCUGAUAUUGCUCCAAAAAUUACAUGCGUGACUGACGUAUACCACCCCAAUAUUGACGUCUAUGGUGAUAUUUGUUUAAGUCUGUUUGACGACUGGUGCGGGGAGGUCAAUGAUCUUCGAGAUUGCGUGAUGGGUUUGUUAUUUUUAUUUCACCAUCCUAACAUUGACGAUCCUUUGACUGAAAAUUUUAAUGAUUAUGGUGAAUUGACAGAAGAAGAAUUCCACAAGCGUGUUAAAGAGUCUUUAGCGAAGAAAGAAAUGGAAGGCGUCGUUUUGGAUUUGGAAAACUGUCAUGUUUAAAAGACAAAGAAAUUCCAGAUUUGAAUAUUUAAGCCUGGUUACCUUUUGGCACAAUGCAGGUUGGGAGAUUACUUUUGACACAAUGCAGGUUAGGAGAUUACCUGUAGACACAAUGCAGGUUGGGAGAUUACCUUUGGACACAAUGCAGGUUGGGAGAUAUUGAACUAAUUUCGGCAUAUAUAAAUUAGUAAACAAUUCGGCUUUUUUAGAUUUUUUAUUUGUAAAAUAUGUUAAUAUUUUGUAUUAUUUUCUAUUUGUUAAUUAAAGCUGUAUGGUGUCCCUA
This is a messenger RNA of Hydractinia symbiolongicarpus, 1239 nucleotides long. RefSeq names its product nedd8-conjugating enzyme UbcE2M-like. The transcript is spliced from 3 exons. The record is from RefSeq and is a predicted model, not a curated record. Gene Ontology annotation, molecular function: NEDD8 transferase activity. Gene Ontology annotation, biological process: protein neddylation. NCBI's taxonomy places the organism in Eukaryota, Metazoa, Cnidaria, Hydrozoa, Anthoathecata, Hydractiniidae. Gene Ontology annotation, cellular component: nucleus. The coding region runs from base 384 to 956 and encodes 190 amino acids.